GCGUUAUUCUGUGGUUCAUUGCCAAUUGGCAUGGUGGAGUCCAGCAGCGACAGGUACCUCCCCACGGGGUUCGGAGCAUGGGACUGCGGCCUGCCACCCUACCAGAGCUUUCGCGCAGAGGAUUUUGGCCCGGCAAUUCGAGCUGCCAUCGACGACAUGGUGCUCGAGCUGAACUCGAUGGAGGACGACUUGGCCAACCCCGACAUGGACCUGACGUGGUCCAACGUGAUGGACCGCGUCGAGUUCAUCGACGAUCCACUGAGCCGCCUGUGGAAUGUCUUGUUCUUCCUCUGCGGGGUCGUCGAUACCCCAAUAUUGCGCACGACUAUGGCCGACCUACAAGCCGAAGUGCUCACGGUGCAGAGUCGCCGGAACCAAAGCGCAGAGAUCUGCCGCGCCAUGGAAGCGCUCCGCGCGAGCGCCGAGUGGCCACACUACUCGGUGGAGCAGCAGCGACUGCUUAACCGAGCCAUUUUAUCGGCACAAUUAGCUGGCGUGCGAUUAGAUGCAGUCGACAAAUCUCGCGUCAACGAUAUCAAGCUACGGCUGUAUACGUUGCAACAUCAAACGUUCGCAAACAAUGUAUCGGACGCAACGAAAGCUUACUCCAAGCUCAUUCGAGACAAACACGAACUCGACGGCGUGCCCACCGUAACGCUGGCCGUCCUCGCCCAAAACGCCGUGGCUUCGGGCAUAUGUGAAGCCACGACAGAGCUCGGCCCGUGGAAGCUAUCGCUCGACAACGCGGUGGUCCUAUCUAUCCUUAAACACUGUACAAACCGAAGCCUUCGCCAAGAAGUGCACCGGGAAAAUACAUCAAAAGCCAGCGCGAAUCCGUUCAAUAACAUCCCCGUGAUCGAGGAAAUCCUGGCACUACGACACGAAGAGGCUCAGUUGCUGGGGUAUCACACGUACGCCGAGCUGAGCUUGGCUUUGAAAAUGGCGCCGUCGGUGCUGGCGGUCGAGAAGAUGAUCAAUGAUCUCCGCGAUGUUUGCUUUCCGGCUGCCCAAGCGGAGUUGGCUCGACUGAAUGAUAUGGCAAGUUCCUGUGGCCACGACUCGCCCCUCGAGCCAUGGGAUGUCGCGUACUGGACGGAGCAACUCAGCAGGAAAGAGUACGCUGUGGACGACGAAAUGCUGGCCAUGUAUUUCCCCCUCGACACGGUGUUAACCGGGCUGUUUGAGUUGGCGUUUGACCUGUUUGGCAUCCGCGUGGAGGCAGCAGACGGCGCCGCGGAAACGUGGCAUCCUGACGUGCGUUUCUUUCGCAUUCGGGCGAUGGAGACGCCAGGGACGCCUGUGAUUGGUCAGUUUUUCCUGGAUCCAUAUGCUAGACCAGAAGGCAAACGACACGGCGGGUGGGUGUCGGAGGUGGUCAGUCGCAGCAAAGUACUGGGAACUCCCCCCGACCAGCCUAUUCGAGUGGCAGUGUUUAACAUUGUAUGCAACCUCGUUCCCCCAGUAGCGACUACGACUCCGACUUCAAUGACAUUUGCGGACGUCGAGCAUUUGUUUCUAAGCUUUGCAUUUGGGCUACGGUCGGCGUUAACUUGUGCCGAGUAUUCGCGGGCGUCUGAAAACAACGGGGUUGAGUGGGAUGCACUCGAGAUCCCGACGAUGCUGCUCGUGAAUUUCUGCUACCACCGCGGCACGAUGCAACGCAUUUCAAAACACGUUGUCACAGGCCACCCCCUGUCACAUGACUUGUUCGACAAGCUCGUGGCUGCGAGGCGGUUCAUGGCGGCCACGAAAUUGCUGCGGCAAAUGCACCUGUCCGCAGUUGAUAUGGCAUUGCAUCAUUAUUACGACCCGAGUUCCGCAGCAACGACCCUGCAACAAGUCCAAGACAGUAUUGCCCAACGGUUUUGUGUGCUGCCGUUGUCGCCCGACGACCGAUUCCUAUGCUCGUUUGGCCACCUAUUUGCUGGCUUGUAUGCGGCCGGGUAUUAUAGCUACAAGUGGUCGGCAAUGCUGUCGGCGGAUGCGUAUGCUGCGUUUGAGCAAGUUGAAGGGGAUGUGACAGCAUGGCGGGCGUUGGGCCGACACUUCCGCGACACAGUACUAGCCCGCCUCGGGGUUGAUCAUCCACUCGUGGCAUUCGAGCAGUUUCGGGGGCGCCGGCCAUCCCCAGACCAUUUGCUUCAGUUGUAUGGAGUUUCGCAGUGAAUUUUGCGUUUAACGAUAUAUAACAAGAGAGGCUGUUUGAA
This is a messenger RNA of Aphanomyces astaci, 2207 nucleotides long. RefSeq lists its product as hypothetical. NCBI's taxonomy places the organism in Eukaryota, Oomycota, Saprolegniomycetes, Saprolegniales, Verrucalvaceae. The transcript has 11 exons. Gene Ontology annotation, biological process: proteolysis; peptide metabolic process. The coding region runs from base 31 to 2166 and encodes 711 amino acids. The record is from RefSeq and is a predicted model, not a curated record. Gene Ontology annotation, molecular function: metalloendopeptidase activity.